AUGGAGCAGUCGCCGGAGGAUCCUUACGCUCCUCGAGGCAUCGCGAAACUCUCAAAGUCCAAGUCCUACGACCGAUGGCUCCUCGAUCCGCAGAAGCCAUUUAAGGGGCUACAGCAGCCGCCACCCAAUCGCAUGGGUCAAUGGGCGGCAAUCGCCGUCGCUUCCCUGCUCUUUUCUCUCAUCCUCCUCAAUCCGACGGUUGUUGACGACGCUCUCUCAAUCAUGAUGAGGACAAUCAACCCCACCCACGUGGACGUCUUUACACGCGGGCUCGCAACGCUUCAAUGGUGGGAAGACCAGUAUCCCCCUCCGCUAUCGCCGCCGGAAAACGUGGAGCUCAAGGAGCAACAACCAGGACAUGUUCUGUGGAAGACGUUUAGAAUAACGCGCGUUGCGGCAUUCAACGUCGACAGAAGAAUCAUCAAGCAGACUAAGCAGGCGGGCUUUCAACUCGUCCCGCUCGCCGCGCCGCCGCUUCUUAAAGACUUAACGUGGGAUGACAUUUUCGCGGACCGAUUCGACGACGACCCAACGCCGCAGUGCCCGAAGCUGCCGCUGCCUGAAUGGUCGCAGGAUCUUCGCACGGUCGACGCGCUGAUCGCACACAUGCCGUGCCAACCCGUCAAUGGGUCGUUCGCGAGGGACGUGAGAUGGCACCAGCUGGUGCUUACAGUCGCCGAAUAUGUCAAACAGUCCGCGCGCCCCUGGAUGCCCGUGGUCGUUCUCUCCGACUGCCGCCCGCCGCCCAACCUCUUCCAUUGCAACCGGCUUGUCCACCGCGACGGGCCCGUCUGGCUGUUUAACUUGACGGUCGCCGACAUGCGCCGCCGGCUACAGCCCGUCGGGAACUGCGCGCUCGCCACCCCGGAACCCCAGCGGCUGCCAGGUCAGCUACCAGAUCAGCAACCGGCCGCCGCGCGCCGAGUCGCGUACGCUACAGUGCUGCACAGCAAGGAGGACUACGUGUGCGGAGCGAUUGCGCUGGCGAACAGCCUCCGGCGGAGCGGAACGCACGCGGAUCUGGUGGCGCUGGUUUCCGCGGAGAUUGGGAACUUCAGCCGCGGAGGCCUAGAGGCGGCUGGGUGGCGGCUGAUCGAGAUUGAGAGGAUUCGCAAUCCGUUCGGACGCGCGGGCACAUACAACCAGUGGAACUACAGCAAACUCCGAUUAUGGCAACUGACGGAGUACGCAAAGGUGGUGUUCGUGGACGCGGAUAUCCUCGUUUUAAGAAACAUGGACCACCUGUUUGAGUACCCCGAGCUGUCGGCGCGCAGCAACAGCCGGCGCUUCUUCAACUCGGGCGUGAUGGUCAUCGAGCCGUCCCAGUGUACAUUCGAGCUUAUGAUGGAAAACAUCGAACUGAUUCAGUCGUACAACGGCGGCGAUCAGGGCUUCGUGAACGACGUGUUUUACUGGUGGCAUCGCCUGCCCAAGUCCAUCAACACUCUCAAAUACAUCAACGCGGACGACGGGCCCAAGCGAGACACUGAAACGGAAGCUCUAGAUUCGCUCAUCGCGUCCGACCCGCCCACCAUACACGCGCUGCAUUUCCUCGGCAAGAAGCCCUGGCGGUGUUACCGCGACUUCGACUGUAACAUUGUUAUGAACACGCACCGGCGGUUUGUGCAUCACGCAACCUUACAAGCUCACAAAUCCAACGAAGCACUCGCUCCGCCUGCCAACAGCCAUCGGCUUAGCAGCAGCUUCUUUGGCCUUCUCCAUUCCACCCUCAUAACUACCACAAUGGCUGCUACCACCAUGGCUGCUGCUAAGAUUGCAUCUGGUGCUAUCGCUGCCGUAUCCAACCCAGCUCAGGGGACGACACUCACGUCCUCCUUUGCAGGUGUGCGCCAGCAAUCAGCCACGGCUGCAUUCGGCGUCAAAUCUACUGCUCGCACUGUCGCGUUCUUCAAGCUCGGCGGAGAGAGCGCCAAGAGUGCCGGCAUCUUCGCCAGCCAACUUCGCGAUGACUACGACGUUGACGACAUUGCCCACUACUUCAACUACUCCGGCAUGCUCGCCGCCGAGGGGUCGUACGAGAAGAUGGCGAAGAUGGUCGAGUCCGGCACGCACGCGUGCGACAUUCUGCUCAUGAUGGCUGCCUCGGAAGGCGACGUCCGCAAGAUCGAGGAGCUCCUGUACGCCGGUGCGCGAUGCGACGUGCCCGACUGGGAGGGACGUACGGCCCUGGACCGCGCGUGCAGUGCCGAGAUUAGGGAGAUGAUUCAACAGGGUGCUUUGACUGGGGCCAUCUAG
Messenger RNA from Closterium sp. NIES-65, 2256 nucleotides. Lineage: Eukaryota; Viridiplantae; Streptophyta; Zygnematophyceae; Desmidiales; Closteriaceae. The record is from the annotation of a GenBank genome assembly.